Aspergillus pseudotamarii is the source of this 2442-nucleotide messenger RNA. RefSeq names its product WD domain protein. The record is from RefSeq and is a predicted model, not a curated record. Bases 113 to 1795 code for a protein of 560 amino acids. The transcript has 2 exons. NCBI's taxonomy places the organism in Eukaryota, Fungi, Ascomycota, Eurotiomycetes, Eurotiales, Aspergillaceae. Gene Ontology annotation, molecular function: protein binding.
AAAACCAUCUCCUUAAUACACAGUUUCAAGGAGUCUUCAUUCUUGUAACAUUUCUUAAGUCCAUACAUAUUUUUUGUGUUAUUUUUAUAUAAAAAAGAAAGCUACUAGCAGCAUGUCGAAAAGACGUGAUGACGGUGAUACCAUGACUUAUCCAUCGCCAAAACGGCGGCGUAUAUCCCAAAAUAGCGACUACCUCUCAUUCUUAAGCGAUGAAGUUUUAUUGUGUAUCCUAUCUUACCUACCGAUACCCGCUUUGCUAAAAUGUCAGAGAGUGUCCCGUCGCUUCCACACUUUAGCCGGAGACUCGGAGCUAUGGAAGCGACAGUAUUAUUCUCGAUGGGUACGACCUCGAGCACGUCGCUUAGCGAGAGUGAGACGUGCCACCCCUCAACUUUCGAGGCUUGAAUACUCGCCUAAAGUAUCUACGUGGCUUGACCACAGUCAUCUGGCGAGAGAAGGCAGCAAUACGAAUUGGAAAAAACAAUAUCGCCUUAGACACAACUGGUCCAAGGGGAUAUGCCGUGUAACCGCAGUUGAGUUGCCUCAAUCUCCAAAACCACCAAUUUUGGUACAAUUUUGUGCUGGGCUUGUGUUUGUAGCAGAUUCCGCUCAUGGGCUUAGAGUUUGGCACGCGGACAAUACAAACUCUUGCUUAGCAAGUGUACCUUUCACAAACGUCACCACACAAGCACUUAUAGUACCCACGUCAUUAAAAGCAACUUACUGUUCACAGCAAAAUAUGGCCAGAAUUGCUGUCGGAUUUAAAAGCGGUUGUUUUAGGGUGUAUAACAUGGACAUUAGAGCCUUACGAUUGAAGUUGGGACUCACUUACACUAGUUCCACUGAUCGGGCAAUAACAGGGAUGGCUCUAUCAUUCCCGUAUAUUCUAAUAGUAUCCCAAUGCAGUGUGCUAUCAUUAUUUGGUAUUCAAACCGUCAAUGAGAACUCGGGCCACAACCCCGUCGAAUUGAUGGAGAAGGCCUACCUUCUUGCAACACUCAAAGCCGAAAGCAUGUUGGCCCCCAUGUCAUUGUCUGUGCGCGUUGCAGGCUCGGAAAUCAUAGCUUCUAUAGCGUACAGCUUUUACCACAUCGGUUGUGGCUGGUCCAUAGGGAUACAAGAACUACAUUUCAACAGAGGCGGCCAGCAGAUCAGCUCACGACUCACAACCACAGUGGAUUGUCAAUAUGGUGUGAUACCAUUACGCCCCUCUAGCCGGGCACCAGACGAUCAACAACCUUCACUGAGCAGUGACCUGUAUGGGUGGCCUACUGGGCCAUCAAUUUUACAUCGACAACCUCCAACUUCGAUCUCCUAUUCGCACCCAUACCUCUUGACUUCUCACGCAGACAACACUUUGACUGUCUACCUUGUUGUUUCUACAACAACAAAUCUUCAUGUCAAAGGCGGUCAGAGACUCUGGGGCCACACCACGUCGGUUGCAGCCGUACAAGUCAGUGAUCAUGGUAAAGCAGUAUCUGUUAGUUCCCGUGGUGAUGAGAUUCGAAUAUGGGAACUCGAGCCAUUGAUCUCUUAUUUCGGAACGCAGAGGAUAUUAGAUGAAAAAAGCAUUCAAGUUAGCCCUGAUAGCAAGCAAUGUCGGAAGUAUGAGAACUUCGGUGUAUUAUCAGGACUCUCUCGUUGCGAGGUCAAUGAGGACCAAUCCUCUUCUCCGAAAGGGUCAUACGAAUUGGACAGGAUACGAGGCUGCAUUGGAUUCGAUGAUGAGCGUGUGCUUCUGCUUCGAGAACGGAAUAUCGGAAACCAACUACUAGAAUUCUAUGACUUCACAUGAAUCACUGGGUAGAGCUAAAAGAAUAGGACGGUUUACACCAUCCCAAACAGAAAGAAUCAAAGAGAGAUUUCCUCUAGUAAAACCAAACUUUUAUAAUACUCUGGAGUGAUUGAAGCAGAGUGGUUGGCUCUGGUUUAAUCAAAAGGUGUUCAUCUGAGAACCUUGGGAGGGUGUAUUAUUUAACUGCAUGAAUUGCUCAGAUUGAACUGGGACCCCUAUCAUAUACUACUAGUAAUGCCUCCACGGAUAUAGGGUAAAAAAACCUUCCUCUCUUGGACUACGUUUAAAUAUUUAGUAAACCACUCCGAUGAUUUGGGCUGGUACAGCUUUCCCAAUGGCAUCUCUGCAAAGCCUCCUCACUGCGAGAACGGCCUUCGCUCAGCCAUUCUGUUUCUUUUAAAGACAAUUGGACACCUUACUGGGAAUGAUAAAUGUUAAAUGGAUUGCAACUCAAAAGAUCGUUUCAUAAAUUCCUUGGUCUUGUCCCAAGUACGGCCGGACUUUUGAGAUCCUCAGAUGAAAAGCACCGGUUGCUUUCGGUGAAAUACAACCCUCCGACCAAGCCUUGUUUACCAUUCAGUUGUUUUCUUUUCUGCUGCUUUUCCUUUCCAUUUGAUUUGUGGGAUAAACAAAAGAGGACGAGGGAG